UUGAUGAAUUGAUAAUACUCCAACUCCAACUCCUUCUAUUAAUAUUGAUGCUGAAUUACUGUACGGUCAAGUGUGAAAUUGCUUCUUCUUGUUUCUAUUAAGUUGCAGAUCCUAACAGCUAUAAGCGCAUAAGGUUAAGUAUUCAAGGUUAAUUGUUUAUUUACUCAAUCAUUUUUGGCAAUAGAUCCACUGAGAAUGAGCUUGCUUGCUUACUUGCUUGUUUAUACAGAUUAAAUUGAUUAUUGGUCAUGCUUAUUUGUUGUCAUAAUUUGAUGAUUUCCUCUUCCCUUCACUCCUUUUGACUGUUCCUGGAAUAUAGAAAAAAUGCAUUAUAACUUGAAAAGGGUGUGUAGUUUGUAUUCACUAACUAAUUAGUAAUUGCUUACUAUGAGUCCCACAUUGCCACUCAACAACAUAGAACCCUUCAUUACCAGCUAUAAAACAUGAGACAAGGACUGAGUGCUAGCAUACAAUUCACAAGCAAUUUUUUUCUCUCUGUUGCCAAAUCUAGAUUUUGAAUUUGGCCCAGUUCUUGAAAUAUUUUGAUUUUGAUAUUGCCCAUUUUUGAAAUUUGGAUUUGCCACAAUGGUAAAAAAUUGGGGUCACCCUUUAUUUGACUGUUCCUCCUGUUUUCACUCUUUCUAUUUCUUUCCAGUUACUUACAAACCAUCGACCUUAUAUUCAGGGUUAGAGAGACAAAGAAAGAAUGAUUCAGUGAGACCUUGUUCCAAUUCAACGACACACACUAUUUCUUAUUUCAGAAAUUGAAUAUAUAUGUUGUAUUUCUUUGUCUUUUUGUCAUUUCUGUUGUUAGUGUUGUUUUCCUUUAUCUGUCAGUUGCUUCUGAAACAGAAGGAGGAUAUAGCAGCAAAGACCAUGUCAAACAACGCUCCUCAUACAAAAGACAAGUAUGAUGUUUUUGUUAGCUUCAGGGGCGAGGACAUUCGCGACGGUUUUCUCAGCCAUCUGGCAGAGGCUUUUCGUCGAAAGAAAAUAAAUGCCUUCGUGGAUGACAAGCUUCAGAGGGGAGAAGAAAUAUGGCCAUCACUUGUUGGAGCCAUUGAAGGAUCAUUGGUUUCAUUGAUCAUAUUCUCUGAAAACUACGCUUCUUCACGUUGGUGUUUGAACGAACUGGUGAAAAUACUUGAGUGCAGAGGCAAGUAUGAACAGAUUGUAGUACCAGUUUUCUACGGCGUAGAUCCCACCGAUGUACGACACCAAACAGGGAGUUAUGAAACUGCAUUUCUUGAGCAUGGGAAAUAUUUUGAUCCGACCAUGCUGAAAAUAUGGAGUGAUGCUUUGAACAAAUCUGCUGAUUUAUCUGGAAUUAAGUCAUCAGAUUCUCAGAAUGAUGCUGAGCUACUUGAUAAUAUCACCAAUGAUGUGUUGCAUCAGCUAAGUAGGUUGAGUAAGCACACACUUAACUCAAAAGGACUUGUUGGAAUUGGAAAAUCAUUUGCUGAUGUAGAAGCCUUGCUGCUUAAAGACUCAAAAGAUGUCCGCAUUAUCGGAAUUUGGGGUAUGGGAGGUAUCGGCAAGACAACUAUUGCAGAACAAGUGUUCAAUAAAAUAUGUUCUGAGUAUGAAGGUAGCUGUUUUUUGUCAAAUGUAAGAGAAGACUCAACAAGACAUGGAAUAAUUUAUUUGAAAGAAAAACUUUUCUCCACACUAUUAGCAGAAGAUGUGAAAAUGAAGUCACCAAAUGGAUUGUCUGAUGAUAUUGGGAGAAGGAUUAGUCGUAUGAAGGUUCUCAUUGUUCUUGAUGAUGUGAAUGAUUCAGAUCAGCUUGAAUUAUUUGGAACUGUUGACACGUUUGGACCAGGUAGUAGAAUAAUUGUAACAACUAGAGAUCAACAAGUGCUCAUCGCUAAUAAAGUUGAUGAUAUACUUCACGUUGGAGAAUUGAGCUCUAGUGAAUCACUUGAGCUUUUCAAUUUGAUUGCCUUGAACCAUAGUCACCUUGUAAGGGAGUACUAUGAGCUAACAAAGAGGGUAGUCAAAUAUGCCAAUGGCAUUCCAUUAGUUCUUAAAGUUUUGGGUCAUCUUCUUUGUGGAAGAGAUCAGAAAGCAUGGGAAAGUCAGCUAGAUAAGCUUAUGGAAAUGCCAAGUAAAAAAGUUUAUGAUGUAAUGAUAUUGAGUUAUGAUGAUCUAGACCGAAAAGAGCAACAAAUUUUUCUGGAUCUUGCAUGUUUCUUUAAAGGAUUGAAUUUGAAGGUGGACUCCAUCAAAACUUUACUGAAAGAUAAUGAAAGUGAUAAUUCAGUGGCUCAUGGGUUAGAGAGGCUGAAAGAUAAGGCUCUUAUAACUAUUUCUGAGGAUGAUGUUGUAUCUAUGCAUGAUAUUAUAGAAGAAAUAGCUUGGGAGAUUGUUCGCCAAGAAUCUAGAGAAGACAUUGGAAGCCAAAGUCGAUUGGGGGAUGCAGAUGACAUUAACAAAGUAUUAGAAAAUGACAAGGGGAAAGAGGUUGUUAGAAGUUUACGGAUGCACUCGUCAACAAUGAGGACCAGGAAGCUCAAGUUAAGCUCUCACAUAUUUGUUAUGAUGAGCAAACUACAAUUUCUAGAUUUUUAUAGUGACCAUAAUAUUCUAGACAGUGAUGUUCUUCUUCCUAAAGGACUGAAAUCAUUGCCAACUGAACUAAGAUAUCUUCGUUGGUGGCAUUACCCUUUGAAAUCCUUGCCAAAGAAAUUUUGUGUAAAUUUAUUGCAGAACCUGGUUAAUUUAAAACAAGUUAAACUCUAUCGUUGUGCAUCCUUGAAGGAGCUACCAGACUUUUCAAAAGCCACAAAUCUUGAAGAAGUAAAUGUCAUGCAUUGUUAUGACUUGACUGAUGUGCAUCCGUCUAUUUUCACUCUUGACAAGCUUGAGAAAUUGGAGCUUAGUCGCUGCUCUUCCCUCACCAGCCUUACAAGCAAUGCUCAAUUAAGCUGCCUCAGUCAUGUACUAUGUAACUCUCGAUCUUUGGAGGAGCUUCCAGACUUUUCAAAAGCCACAAAUCUUUUAGUGCUUGAUGCAAGUUACUGUGAUCGGUUGACUAAUGUGCAUCCGUCCGUGUUUUCUCUUGACAAGCUUGAGAAAUUGGAUCUUAGUUUCUGCUCUUCCCUCACCAGCCUUACAAGCAAUGCUCAAUUAAGCUGCCUCAGUCAUCUCAACCUACAAAGUUGCAGUAAACUAACAGAAUUCUCUGUGACAUCAGAGAAUAUGGUAGAACUAAAACUAGGAGGAACUAAAAUCAAAGCAUUGCCCCCAUCAUUUGGUAGUCAAAGAAAGCUUGAAAUUCUAUAUUUAGAAGAAACUAUAAUUGAGAGCUUACCAUCAUGCAUGGUGAAUCUCACAAGACUACGAUAUCUAGACCUAAGAUUUUGUUCUAUGCUUCAAACAAUUCCAGAGUUUCCACCGUCCCUUGAAACUCUACUUAUCCAAGACUGCAGUUCAUUGAAGACAGCGUCGUUCCCUUCAACAGCUACUAAACAAUUCCAGGAGAACAAGAAAAGGGUCGAGUUCUUUAAUUGUGAGAGGUUGGAUGAAGAUUCUCUCAUGGCUAUUGGGUUGAAUGCGCGUAUCAAUGUGAUGAAAUUUGCACAGCAACAUCUAUCUGCAUUGAAGCAUGAUUUUGUUGAAAACUAUGAUGAUUACUUCCAUAAUUAUCAUUCUUAUCAGUCUGUGCAUGUAUUUCCAGGAAGCAGAGUACCAGAGUGGUUGGUAUAUAAGUCAACGAGGGGUUCUGUAAUUAUUGAUCUCUUUUCUCCUCCAACUUCCCCUCCGUAUGGCUUCAUUUUCUGCUUCAUCAUUUAUGAGUACCGAGUGUAUCGGACCAGAUUGAAAUUCAAAGUCAGCAUCAGGGAUAGUGCAGGUGAAGAUGAUGCUGGUGAAGAUGAAAAGGAUAGCGUUGAUGUUUACACGUCUUUUAACUACUCAAUUUUCACAAGAGAUCAUGUGUGUGUGAUAUACGACCAAAGAUGUUCUCGCUACUUAAGUAGUAGAUCACAAAAUCUGUCAAGGUUCCAAAUCAAGGCUACCGCAUGGUUUGUAGUACUUGGUGAAAAACAGAGGAUAGAAUUAAAAGCGUUUGGGGUGAGCCUAAUAAGCACAUCCGCGUAUGACAGGUUCGUUCGACAAAAGGAAUUGCAUGAUUCAGAGGGUAUCUCUGUUCAUUAAUCAAAUGGAAUAGAUUGUGCGUGGUAUCAUCCCAUUUGGAACUGGAAUGCACUAUUUCCUCUUUUUUUUUGGUGUAUCGGAAAGAUAAAUUGCACCCUUCAAAAAUUGAACCUUGGACUUCCCCCUCCCAACCCAUAUGUCCCCUAGCUCUUACCACUUGAGCUAUCACUCGGGGACAUUUUCCUCUUAUCUGUAAUAAAAAUAUUGAUUUAGUUGAGUAUCUUAUUUAUUUCAA
Molecule: messenger RNA, 4393 nt
Organism: Lotus japonicus
Lineage: Eukaryota; Viridiplantae; Streptophyta; Magnoliopsida; Fabales; Fabaceae
Product: disease resistance-like protein DSC1
Exons: 3
Coding region: 775-4158 (1127 amino acids)
Biological process (GO): defense response; signal transduction
Molecular function (GO): ADP binding
Source: RefSeq, a predicted model, not a curated record